This is a messenger RNA of Halichondria panicea, 4120 nucleotides long. RefSeq lists its product as uncharacterized. The record is from RefSeq and is a predicted model, not a curated record. Gene Ontology annotation, cellular component: cytoplasm. The coding region runs from base 99 to 4118 and encodes 1339 amino acids. NCBI's taxonomy places the organism in Eukaryota, Metazoa, Porifera, Demospongiae, Suberitida, Halichondriidae. The transcript is spliced from 5 exons.
UACUCUCGUAUUUGGCUUGUAGGCUUUACAAGCUAGCUUGUACUCUUACAAGAUCCAUCUGGAAACUGUUACAAAUAGCCUGAAAAUAUUCUGAAGAGAUGCAGUGGAUUUUGAAGUCAUCAGCAGCAAGCUCCUUUGAAAGAAAAUGGUCUCCAAAAAUCAGACCACCCUAUGAAGACCCAGAAGAUCUGGAAGAUGAUGUUACCCUGGUUUUCCGUAAGCCUAGUUGGCAGCUCAGAGCCUGCCUUGCCUCUGUGUUGAUCACCCCUGUCCUCUACCAACUCUACCUCAUUAUGGUCACCAUCAGAUACAUACUCUUCUUACAAACUUUUUCCUCUCCCCCACGUCCUGCUUGCCCUGUGGUUGACUUGAUUUGGACCGGAGUGUUUCCUUGUGAGCUGGGAUGGAGGGGGAGUGCACUGGCCGCUCUCAUUCUGUCAGCUGUGCUUAUCACCUGCUACUCACUCAUCACUGCCUGCUUGGUGAGAUGGAACCCUCGGAAACAAUGGAACACUCAGUAUUGCACAACAUCAGUUUUAGAUACUCAAGAAAAGCCGACCAAGUUCCAAGUGAGAGUUCAGAGCACUAAUAGACUGAUGUUGCCCCCCACUCUCAGUCUGUGUAUACUGUUACUGAUAUUCCGCUUACUGUUACAGUCAGGAGAUGUUGAAGCAAACCCUGGACCAACGUUUACCUCAAUUCUGACUCUCGAUGAUUUGAAUUCUGUUUAUAAGAACUUGAUAAAAGCUGCUGGUAACUGGUUCGACCUGGGACUUGAUCUGGGAUUAGGCUUUCACAUCCUCGAUAAUAUCAGUGAUAAACAUCGAGAUAAUCAAACCUGUUUACGUGACAUGAUAACUGCUCGCUUGAAGACUGGCCCUCUCACCUAUUCUGAAAUAUGUCAGAGUCUCAGAGCAUCAACAGUUGAUCGGAAUGAUGUCGCGGAGGCUAUAAAGAAAGAAUGUACCGAUUCCAAUACUUUGGUUGAGCCAUCAAGAAGUCCAAAGUUGUGUGCUAUUGAAACAUACAAAACAUACCUUAUUAGCACUUACAAUGUAAGACAGCUUCCUGCUGAUGAGCGCUGUCCUCUUGGCUGUGUGAAACAUUUUAUAAAUCUGAUGAUCGUUAAUAAUUGUGAUCGAAAUGCUCAACCCAAACUUCAAACACACCAAGUGCACGGUAAAAUUGAUCUUGUAGAUAAAGGCCAAGUUUGUAUUGAACAAAUUGCAUGUAAAAUUGGUGACUCAUUUCCCAAACUAGUUAUCAUCGAAGGAGCUCCAGGAGUCGGUAAGACCACCUUGUCAUGGGAACUGUGCAGACGGUGGAGUUUAGGAAAGAUUUGGAGAGACUACUCUCUCGUUGUAUUGCUGCAACUGCGUGAUAAGUACACUCAAGAAGCUGAUAACUUGGCAGACCUUUUUGAAUGUGGAGAUAAAGUUAGAUCCCAGAAAGUUAGUAACGAAGUAUCUCAAUCAGAAGGUGAAGGAUUGUUGUUUAUUCUGGAGGGUCUCGAUGAAUUUCCGCAAGCACUAAGUUUUACUAGUAGAAAAUACUCCGUUAUCAUGAAACUCAUACAUGGAAAACUUUUACCAGCAAGUACUGUUGUCAUAACCAGCAGGCCAUGGGCUUUAGAUUCACUUAAAAAAUGUAGCAGUCGAAUUGAUCAAAAAAUUGUGGUCCUUGGUUUUACAGAGAUACAGAUACAAGAGUACAUUGAUCAGGCAAUUAAGGAUGGAGCACCAGAUGAUUUACGAACGUAUAUUGCUGCCAACCCACACAUUAACAGUGCCAUGUACAAUCCUCUCUGUGCUCGUAUUGUUAUUCAAGUUUACAUGGAAUGCCAUACCAGAAAACAAAAUAUUUUUCCAAACACAACAACAGAACUUUAUACUGCAUACUCCAGUGUUUUGCUAAAGCGAUACCUUACUGACCACCCAGUGCAAGAAGAGUGGAAUGGUAAUCUUCAAGAGUUACCUCAAUCACUUCAACCUCAUUUCCUUCACCUCUGCCGAAUUGCACACAAAGGAUUAGCAAUACAGAACGCAAAUCAGCUUAUUUUCUAUGAGGACGACAUUCCCGAAAGCAGUACUACACUUGGUUUUAUGAACAGUGUCCACCCACUGUAUCAAUCCAUCACACAAACCGUAUCUCCUUCAUACAACUUCAUUCAUCUAACGCUGCAAGAGUUCUUGGCUGCAUUCCAUAUAUGGAGAACAUACUCUCAACCAAAACAGCUAUUUUUUAUUGAAACACAAUCUAAAUCCGAAAGCAAUAUGAUAAUCUUAUUUUUAGCUGGUCUCACACAUUUUUCUGAUCCCUGGACAAGGUGUGUUUUGCCUGCUCCACAGGUUAGAGAAGAAGACAAUGAAACGGUGAUUUACCUCGAUACAAAACACAUACUCUGGCUGUAUGAAACUCAAAAUGAACAACUAAUUACCUCUUUCGAAAAUGUUAUACUCCCUAUCGAACUAAUGCACCGACAAUUGGAUCCCUUGUAUUUCCUUGCUCUAGGCUAUUGCAUAGCAGUAGGGAACUUCAUGUUAGAAUUAAAUUACUGGUUCUCCAUUUCGAAAAAUAUGCGUUUUUUAAUGGCUGGACUCAGGAGACACAAAUCUAAUUGUUCUUCACAGAUCAAAGUUUUAAAUGUGAUAUGUGAUAUGUACCCAUUCCCUGAUAGUUGGUGCGACAUAAUAAACUAUAUUCCAGCUGCAACACAAGGAGUGCUACAAGUAUAUAAUGGCCAACACAUGCCGUUGGCAAGCAAACUAUCAAAAUUCCUAGAGAAUGUUGAGACGGUUACUAUCUCAUCGUUGCCGAUCUUAUUAGAAGUAUUGAAAUAUUCGAGAACUCUGAAGACAUUACAUUUUCAUAUUAAUGACUUAGAAAUAACUGGCAUUUUAAAUGAUACAAUUACAGAAUUCUGUUCUUCUUUAGAAUAUUUGGAAGUUACCAUAUACGUAGGCGGUGCUGACGGUGAUAUAUUAGAUAUUUAUGAAUCAGCUGAUUGCAAUACACGUCUAAACUUUGGAUUGAAUAUCAAAAGGUUCAAAGAACUAAAUCUACCUCAAUUAUUCCCUUCGAAUUUGGGUUCAAUAUUUGCAGGGGAUUUUACAGAGCAGGUAAUUAAAUGUAUCGAUCAUUUCGCUAUCUUUUUAAGUUAUUUCGGACUAUUUACUGAUGAUCCACUAGAUGGCGUACUGUGCAGAAGUUCCUUAACACUCUCGAUCUAUCAUUCUUCUCUCUCCAAGUGUCUAUUGCUGGAAAAGCUAGCAGUUGAUGUGGGCUCCGAUCUUUCUCAAAACAUCACAGCAUCUGCAGUAUGUAAACAUAAAACCCUGCAAGAGGUUAAUGUUCAGUCUAAUAACAUUAUCAAGGCACUCGAAGAAAACUCUUCAGUUAAACAACUAUAUUGUAACGUGGAGUUCACAUCAGAUGAUAUGAUAGAAAACUUCUGUGCCCUGCUACGACAAAACAGUGUUCUAGAAGAAAUAUGUAUUCAGGUGUGUGAUGGUAUUAAACUUGAAACCGCUGACAUAAACUUGUAUGGCGGACAAGAUUGUCUGCUUCCAAUACAUUCAUCAACAUUUUUGAAACAAAUAAUGGAGACUGUUUGCAGUCUGACGCUAAAGAAGUUUGUGAUUAGACUAAACAUAUAUAAACAAGUAGAUCUAAUAGCCAGCAACGAUACAAUUAUGGCUAUUUGCAAUGUACUUGAGAAUAAAAAGUAUCUUGAGCACCUGCAUUUGCCAACACUGUGUGUGGAACCAGACCAACGUUUCUUACUACCUAUCGCAAAUGCAUUGAGUAAGAAUUCGAGUCUCACAACUUUGAUAUUGGAGUUGAUACUUGAAUGUAAAUACACAUACUCUGAAUUUCAGAAGCUACUCAUCACUUCGGAAGAUACCAAAGCUGUUGGUGAUAUGUUGAAAAUAAAUAAGACUCUUUGUGUUCUCCACCUGAUGGUGCCGGAUAUUCCCGACUGGUCUCCGAUUAUCGAGGGUCUAAAACUCAAUACAACAAUUAGAGAAUUACAUAUUCCAUUAAGUGCAAGACAAAGUGCUAUAAAGUGCAUCGACUAUGACAGUGUUAGGAGUAGAAUAAAGUAUCCCACACAAUAAUG